Messenger RNA from Porites evermanni, 1428 nucleotides. Lineage: Eukaryota; Metazoa; Cnidaria; Anthozoa; Scleractinia; Poritidae. The record is from the annotation of a GenBank genome assembly.
AUGUCGACCACUGACGAAGAUACCUACGAAUUAAAACAACAGAGAAGUACUGGAUAUUUGAAGACUGUAUUUAUCUCGAGCGGCCUGAGUUGCUUUAUAACAAUCGCUGUUAUUUCGUUUUUAUUACGAAACACAGCGUUUGUCAACAUCUACAUCCCAAACACUGACGCGCAUGAAAACAACAAGAAUCUCCCAGAGCGAAGAUCAUACGCCAAGAAUGUGGAAUUGGUAAUCUUGCCCUUCGCUGUUAAACAAGGCGCGGUGUGUUUGGAUGGUUCCUCCCCGGGAUACUACUUCAGACAAGGUCAUGGUAAAGGUAGCGAUAAAUGGAUCAUUCAUUUUUUCGGGGGGGCUUGGUGCUUUGACGAAGAGUCUUGCCUUCAACGGAGUAAGACACGGUUAGGAUCUAGUAAUUUUUUUCCGCCUCACCCUCCGACAUUGCAAGGAAUUCUCUCGGAAAAUGAGAAGAUUAAUCCAGACUUUUAUAAUUGGAAUUUGGUGCUUUUGUGUUAUUGCGACGGUGCGUCGUUCACUGGCUACCGACCGGAUCCUGUAAAUGUUAACGGACAGUACAUUUAUUUGAGAGGAAGAAAAAUUCUCGAGAUUAUUAUCGAUCAGCUACUACAGAGCGAUUUUCAGAAGGCGAAUCGCCUGCUCCUUAGCGGGACCUCCGCUGGAAGCUUAGGAGUAAUGAUGCACGCUGACUUCAUCCGAAGCCGAAUUCCCAAGUCGAUAGAUGUUCGUGCAUUAGUCGACUCGGGUUACUUCGUAGAUGUGGCCGCCUUAAGCGGAGAUAACAUUAUUAACAGACAUUUCAGAAAGAUGUUCGACGUUCAUAACUCGGUGGGGGGCGUCGACGAAGACUGCGCUCGGGGAUUCACUCCCGAAGUUCGCUGGAAAUGUCUCUUCCCCCAGCAUGUGCUAAGGUUUGUCAGCACGCCUCUCUUCGUGUUACAGUCGGCUUACGACGAGUGGCAACUUAUUCACAUUCGCGGCAUCAACUGUCAAGUUCCGGAAUACAGCGACAAUUUCAUGUGGAAACGAAGCUUGUUUCGGAGAUCUACGAAAGACACUAGUGCCAUCCCGAACAAGCCGAGCCCUGAUCGGAGCUGGAACUACAAACACAUCCACGGUAUCUAUUGCAGACCACCGGAAUGCACGCGAGACGAAAUGGCAGCGAUAAUGCAGUACAGAAACGUUAGCCUAUAUGCACUGCGUCCUGUAAUGCAGUCACCGACUGCGGGACUUUUUGUGAGUUCGUGUUUAGAGCAUUCGCAGAGUUUGUAUGAUGACACGUGGACUGGGAUUUUUGUCAAUGGAUUUAGCGUAGCUGAAGCUGUGGGGAACUGGAUGUUUGAUAGGACAAACCAACACCAACACAUAGAUUGUGAACUCCCCUGCAACCCUUCAUGUGCAAACGUGUGGUGA